AUGGAGCCGGAAGAGGGGGUUCCCUUGUGGCGGCUGCAGAAGCUUCCUGCCGAGCUGGGCCUGCAGCUUUCUGCUCCUGUCUUCAUUCUGCCUGCGUACUACAAAGAUAAGGCCCAUAACCUUUACUGCCAGCUUCUUCACAAAAUAAUUGAUGGCAUUUGUGGCCGAACUUAUCCUCUCUACCAGGAUUAUCACAGUGUUUGGGAUUCAACAGAAUGGAUGCAUGUUCUAGAAGACAUUACCAACUUUUUCAAAGCUGUAGUUGGUAAAAAUUUAUCUGAUGAAGAGAUAUCUCAGCAGUUGGAUCAGUUGAAUUCAUCUCAUCAAGAAGCUAUCAUGAAAUGCUUAAAAAGUAGGAAAGAUGAAAUCAAGCAGGCUCUGUUGGAAGAAAUAGUUGAUAUUUCCUCUUCACAGCUACAGGAUUUUGAUUGGCAGUUAAAGCUUGCACUUUCUAGUGACAAGAUUGCUACUCUACAAAUGCCACUUUUAAACCUUCAUCUAGAUGUGAAAGAAAAUGGUGAAGUCAAGCCGUAUUCUGUUGAAAUGAGUAAAGAAGAGCUGCAGAAUAUAAUAAAUUCCUUGGAAGCAGCUAAUAAGGUGGUCCUGCAGUUGAAAUAA
Molecule: messenger RNA, 618 nt
Organism: Lipotes vexillifer (Yangtze River dolphin)
Lineage: Eukaryota; Metazoa; Chordata; Mammalia; Artiodactyla; Lipotidae
Gene: COMMD8
Product: COMM domain containing 8
Exons: 6
Coding region: 1-618 (205 amino acids)
Source: RefSeq, a predicted model, not a curated record